AUGGCCUCCACUGAUGAGGACCAAGACAUCUGCUGCUUCUCUUGCUUCGGAGGGGGCGAGGACGAGGGAUCCCCCUCAGCAGCUGUUGAUGCGGGGGCCGUGCAAACAGUCAGCGAGGCACCGAUCUCGACCCCUCCGGUCACUACGAGCAGCAUGCAGGAGGCGGUGGUGAAUCAGGACGUGAAUCUCUCGAUCGCUGCUCCAUCCCUCUCGGACAUCCAGAAAGCUGUUGAAGAGAAGCUGGACUUGCCCGACGUUGAUGUCUUGUUGGAGGAGGCCGAGAAGAAGGUGGAGGAAUUCUCCGGCGAGCAGGUGGCUGAGGAUCUUCAAGAGGUGGCUGAGACCAUUCAAGACAUUGCUGAGGACCAAGAGCAAAACAACGAGGACGAGAAGCAAGAAAAGGAGGAGCAAAGAGAAGAAAGGGAAUACAAGCCAGAGGAAGUCCCCCAAACUGGUCCACAUUGGAUCAAGAAGGAAGGAUACGACGUGCAAAGUGCCCUUAACAGUUUUGCUGCGAAGCAUGGAGCGGAGGCUGCAAACAUCGUCAAGGAGCUUUACGAAAGGCACAGGAUGGCCGACCCUACGUCGCAUCCUACUGAGCCAUACUACGAGAUUUUUGCAGAAUCCUGGAAGCCAUACGAAGUCAGCAGAGACCUUCAGGGGGAGAGCUCUGUGAAGCGGCUCUCAGAAAUCUUGAAGGGCUCCGGACAACUCUUUGAGGAUCCGACCUUUCCGAGCAACGCGUUCGCCCUUUAUGCUGACCCGUCCUACGCUGGGAUGAACACAGGCGACGCUUUCCUUGCUGGAGUAGAGGGGAUCGAGUGGAAGCGCCCAAAUGAGAUCGGAGAUCCUAGUCUGAAGCCCAAAGUUUGGAGCGGAGGGAUCGACCCCGACGAUGUUGCUCAGGGGAGACUUGGGAACUGCUACUACCUCGCGGCCAUCUCAGCCUGCAGCAUCGGGAGCUCGGACAUCCUGCUUCACGAUCUGUGCAUAGAAGAUGGUAUGGACCAAGGGAUGUUUGGCGUGAAGUUCUUCCUCAACGGCAAGUGGGUGACUGUCCUCAUUGACGACCGGUUUCCCUGUGUGCGCAGGGGUUCGCUCUGGUAUCCCAUCUUCUGCGGAUUCAAGGAUCACUCUGGGCAGGAGGUGAACACCAAGGAGCUCUGGCCUCUAGUGUUCGAGAAGGCGUGGGCUAAGCUUCAUCUGUCGUAUGAAGCGACUGCGGGGGGUUUGACCGCCGACACCACCAACUAUCUCACAGGAGGGACUGUACAGUCCAUCUCUCUCGAUGAGCCUGACAAGGCCUGGUCUAUCGCCUUCGCUGCGCUCUACCCCGACGAGAGCGGCAAGGACAACUCGUGCUUCCUGUCUUGCAGUGUCCGCUCCGAUGCGCCUGGUAACCCUCAGAGCAUGGGGCUCGUGGACGGCCACGCGUACAGCGUGCUGAAGAUGGCUGAAGUAGCAGCUGGGAGGUUUGUGCAGAUCAGAAACCCCUGGGGAGAGUUCGAAUGGAACGGAAGAUACUCCGACAAGUCAGAGCUCUGGACCCCCGAGCUCAAGUCCCAGCUGGACCACGAGGACGAGGAGGACGGGUCCUUCUGGAUGUGCUGGGAGGACUUCGUUGCCUGGUACUCGGAGAUUGACAUCUGCGACCCUGUCACCCUGUCAAAGAUGUCCAACGCCAGCAAGUGCCACGUGGUAGGUUUUGCUUCUCACUGGAUCGCUGGCAAGACCGCAGGAGGGCCGCCCAAGUGCCGGACCUUCGCCUUCAACCCUCGCGUGUCGUUGAGGGUGCAGGAGGACUGUGAGGCGAUCUUCUCCCUCUACCUCCCCGACUCCAGGCCUCUCUUCCGCCCCAACCAAACCGCCUCGCACAAGAACCUCUGCACCCUCUCCAUCAUCGAGCUGUCUUCCCAGCAGACGGGCCCGGACGCUCGACAGGUCCUCACCUGCAGUCUGAGGCAUGGGAGCGGCAGGUUCCUAGUGGAGGCAGGCAAGGAGUAUCACCUGGUGGCUUCCUGCUGGACCAACGGCGUCCAGAGCCCCUUCUGGAUCACGGUCAGCGCCCCUGGAGCUCAGCUGAGCCCCGUUCCGACGGAUCCCGUGUUGGCCGAGGAGGCGGAGCUGAUGGCGGACAAGGGCUUCACUGCCUUCUGCUGCAUCGACUGCCGGGCUGACCUCUCCUCCUACUACAUGGGCGACGAUGGGCCGAGAUGCCCCAACUGCCAUGAGAUCGCCAACCCGCCGACCUGCUGCUUCGCGUGCGGGCAGCGAGUGCAAGGGCAGUACUACCCUGACGUCGACAACCAGGGCCCCUGCUGCCUUGACUGCUAUCAGAAGCUCCCCUCCAAGAUCUGCUUCAGCUGCCAGAGGCCCGUCGGCAACAAGUACAUCCCCGACUACGAGGGGCAGGGCGCCUGCUGCAUCGACUGCUACCAGGCCCUCAACCCUCCCAAGGUCUGCAAGCAGUGCCACUUCGAGAUCUCCGGCAGCUACUUCGAUACCCCUGAGGGCCCCCUGUGCCCCGGUUGCUGCGGGUCUCCCUAG
This is a messenger RNA of Guillardia theta CCMP2712, 2547 nucleotides long. RefSeq lists its product as hypothetical. Bases 1 to 2547 code for a protein of 848 amino acids. The record is from RefSeq and is a predicted model, not a curated record. Gene Ontology annotation, molecular function: calcium-dependent cysteine-type endopeptidase activity. The transcript has 19 exons. Lineage: Eukaryota; Cryptophyceae; Pyrenomonadales; Geminigeraceae. Gene Ontology annotation, biological process: proteolysis. Gene Ontology annotation, cellular component: cytoplasm.